CUGAGACACUUGCUGGUGUGUUGUUGUGAUGGCUGGGGUGCUGUAGCUGUGGAGAGAGGACGUGCGGUUUCCCAUGCUGCUACACAAGGGAAACAAAAUAGUCAUAAAGUUAUAACCUAUACUUUUUUCCUUUUACUUUUUAUAAGGUGUAAGAGAGGAGGUAAUGAACGGAAGGGGACGUGGCCAGUGACAACAGCAAAGAGGUCAUGGGCUGUGGCCUGAGAAAAUCAGAAGUACAGCAGAAGAAAUGUGACAGAGUGAGCAUCUCAGUCCCAGCAAUCAGAGCGGCUCUGUUGAUUCAGCGCUGGUAUCGGCAGUAUGUUGCCCGGCUGGAGAUCAGACGCAGGUGCACGUGGAACAUCUUCCAGUCUAUUGAAUAUGCAGGACAACAAGAUCAGAUCAAGCUGUACAAUUUUUUUGGCUUCUUGAUGGACCACUUCACCCCAGCCAGCAGUGAAAGAAAUCUAAUUUCUCACAUCUUUCAUGAGAACGAAAUCUGCCGUGAUUCAGAAUGGGAAAGAUAUUUUUGCUACAAGAGCAUAGAUGUACCUGACAGCUACACGGGGCCCCACCUGACCUUCCCCAUGACGUUCUGCGGAGUGUCGAAGCUUGUGGAGGCUUUUAAGCACAAGCAACAGCUCCAUGCACGAUAUGUUCUGCAGAUUCUUGGGGAGACUUGGAGACUUCUAAGAAUUCUUCCAAACAUCAGUCAUCUUUCCUCCUGUCACACCAAGGAGAUUACUAUAUGUGGAGACCUCCAUGGGCAGCUAGAAGAUCUGCUAUUGAUAUUCUAUAAAAAUGGUUUGCCAUCUCCUGAGAAACCGUAUGUGUUCAAUGGGGACUUUGUGGAUCGUGGCAAAAACUCCUUGGAGAUUCUGCUCAUCCUGUUUGGGUUCCUGCUAGUCUACCCCAGUGAUGUUCAUUUAAACAGAGGGAACCAUGAGGACCACAUUGUUAACCUAAGAUAUGGCUUUACUAAAGAAGUUUUGGGAAAAUAUAGGGUGCACGGCAAGAAGAUCCUUAAGCUUCUCCAAAAGAUCUUCAGCUGGCUACCUCUGGCUACUGUGAUUGAUCACAAGGUGCUGAUUGUGCAUGGAGGGAUCUCUGACACAACAGACCUGAGCGUAAUAGCCAGAGUGGACAGACACAAAUAUGUGUCAGCCCUCAGACCUCCAAAGAUGACUAAACUAGCAGUGAACGGCAGCAACAGCCAGACAAUGAACAGCAGGAACGGAGACGCCGGUGUUCCAGUGGACUUUCGACGUCGGGUGCGAUCUCUGACUCACCACAGCUCAACCCCAUCUAAAGGCCCCCCACGACGUUCACUACAUAACCUGCACACCAGCCAUCAGCACAUGAACUGGUCCGUGGAUGACGAGCUGAAGAAAAGACGUAGGUUGGCUGGGUUUGACCAGUCAUAUGGAGAAAGGAAGAAGCCAGACUCUGACUCAGACCCAGAGUGUGAAGAAGGAAUAGAGACCUACGAGCAUGAGUGGGAACAAAUGGUAGACCUGUUGUGGAGUGAUCCUAUGCCCCAAAAUGGCUGCAUUCCCAAUGAAGUGAGAGGUGGAGGCUGCUACUGGGGCCCAGAUGUCACGGAGGAGGUUCUCGGAAGACACAACCUGCAGCUCCUCAUCCGCUCCCAUGAAUGCAAACAGGAUGGCUAUGAGUUCUGCCACAACCGCAGGGUACUAACAAUUUUUUCGGCUUCAAAUUACUAUGAGGUGGGCAGCAAUAGAGGAGCCUAUAUAAGAAUGGGAGCUGAUCUGGUCCCUCACUUCGUUCAGUAUCAGGCCAGCAGGACUUGCAGAGAGCUCACACUGAGACAAAGUGUUGGAUGGACGGAGAGAUCAGCUCUACAAGCUCUGAGGCAACAGCUGUUCGUACACAAGUCAGAUCUCAUCAGUGCCUUCCGAGAGUUUGAUCCUAACAACACAGGGAUAAUCUCUCCAAGUCACUGGGCAAGUGGCACAGAGAGCGUGCUGAAGCUGGGUUUGCCUUGGAGAGUGCUGCGCCCACAGCUUGUAAGCAGCACCAAGAAUGGUAUGGUGGACUACCAGGAGUGGAUGAAGGAGCUCUCCAUCACUGAGCCCAAACUAGAGAUAUCAGAUACCAGCCUACUGGAGACGAUGUACAAAAACCACUCCAACCUGGAAACUAUCUUUCGAAUCAUAGACACAGAUCACUCAGGUUUGAUCUCUUACGAGGAAUUUCGCCAAACCUGGAAACUCCUGAGCUCUCAUCUCAAGACAGAGAUAAGUGAUGAUGUCAUUGCAAACCUGGCCCAGAGCAUCGACUUUAACAAGGACGGAAGCAUCGAUAUUAAUGAGUUCAUGGAGGCUUUCCGUCUGGUGGACCUCUCUGCACAUUCCUGAGAGGAUGGACCGGGAGCUGGAGCUGCACCAGCUGAAAUGCUGAAAGGGCUGUGUUUACUUUUUACCUUGAUGCACAAUCAUGAAAAGUUUAAUAGUUGGGAGUACUAGUAGUAUUUUACAUCAUGAACUAAAAAGAUUAUUUUUCCAUUGCAACAUAGAUCUUUUUCACCACUUUUUAAAAAACUUUCUAUGUAUUUUUAAAGUUUUUAUCUAACUGAAAGUUCACCUGUUUAGUUGGUGAAUAAAAACAUCAAACAGAUGCAAUA
This is a messenger RNA of Pelmatolapia mariae (spotted tilapia), 2641 nucleotides long. Its product is annotated as serine/threonine-protein phosphatase with EF-hands 2-like. Lineage: Eukaryota; Metazoa; Chordata; Actinopteri; Cichliformes; Cichlidae. The coding region runs from base 207 to 2375 and encodes 722 amino acids. Gene Ontology annotation, biological process: detection of stimulus involved in sensory perception; negative regulation of MAPK cascade. The transcript has 18 exons. Gene Ontology annotation, molecular function: phosphoprotein phosphatase activity; Hsp90 protein binding; manganese ion binding. The record is from RefSeq and is a predicted model, not a curated record.